Petromyzon marinus (sea lamprey) is the source of this 1284-nucleotide messenger RNA. RefSeq names its product DDRGK domain containing 1 (gene DDRGK1). NCBI's taxonomy places the organism in Eukaryota, Metazoa, Chordata, Hyperoartia, Petromyzontiformes, Petromyzontidae. Gene Ontology annotation, biological process: protein K69-linked ufmylation; negative regulation of IRE1-mediated unfolded protein response; cartilage development. Gene Ontology annotation, molecular function: ubiquitin-like protein ligase binding. The record is from RefSeq and is a predicted model, not a curated record.
CGGAUGUACCGUCAGGGCCGGGGCCACGUGACUGGCGCGCGGGGCUCGACAUGGAGGCGCUGCCGCUGUGGGUGGCGCUGCCUGUCGGCUCGCUGCUGCUGCUUCUCUUCCUGCUGCUGCUGCGGUGGCAGCGCCGUGCCCGAGGGCCCGAGCUUGAGGAUGGAGCACAGGCGCCGGUCGCGGCCGGCACCAGACCCCGCGCCGCGGCCAACGAAGAGCGGGCGCCGGGGGAGCCGCGUCGAGUCCGCAACCUUCGGCACCGGCGCGACGCUCAGAGACUGGCGCAGCAGCAGCAGCAGCUGCACAGGGAUGAUGAGGGCGGUGCCGAGUGGGAGGGCGACUCCGGGGACUCGGAGGAGGAGGUGGGCGGGGGGAAGAUCGGAGCCAAGAAGCAGCGCAAGCUGCAGAUGAAGCAGGAGAAGAAGUCGCAGAGAGAGGCGGAGGAGGCAGAGAGGGAGGAACGCCGGCGAAUGGAGGCGGCGCGAGACGAGCAGCGCAAGAAGGAGGAGGCGCGGGAGCGUGACAGUGAGGAGCGGCAGGCCGAGAAGGCGCUCCGGGCCAAGGAAGAGGAGGAGAGGCGUGAGCAGGAGGAGUACCUGAAGCUCAGGGCGGCCUUUGUGGUGGAAGAGGAGGGCAUGCUGGAUGAGGCCACCGAGCAGGAGUCCCAGAACCAGCUGCAGGAAUUCAUCGACUUCAUCAAGGCGUCCAAGGUCGUGCUCAUGGAGGACCUGGCGUCGCACUUCGCCAUGAGGACACAGGACGCCGUGAGCCGCGUGCAGGACCUCAUGGCGGACGGCAACCUGAGUGGUGUGCUCGAUGACCGUGGCAAGUUCAUUUACGUGACCGAGGAGGAGAUGGACUCCGUGGCGCGCUUCAUCCGGCAGCGUGGCCGCGUGUCACUCGCAGAGUUGGCGUCAGCGAGCAGCACGCUGGUUUCACUCAAGCCCAAUGAGAGCCUGCUGCAGGCCCUGGGAUAGCCCUUCCGCUCCACAGCUGCUCCUUAGUCCACCGCGUCAGCCAGCUUGGCCGGGGGCUCUCUGGUCGUGCUGGCGGCCAGCGGGCGCGCCCUUGCGAGCUGGGAAGGACUGCGGCUUGCGUCGCUUGUACUGCCCGGCCCAUUCUGGGGCACCCUUGGGGUUUCCCCAAAAUGAAUUAAAUUUACAAUCAAAUCCUCACCACCGGUUGAUUGCUUAAAUCGGAAUGCAUGUGUCGGGUAAGGUAUAGAAAGUGUAAUGAAUGUAAAAUUGAAUUAAAGAUAAUAAUGAUGUUUGUGUUGAACUCUGA